Molecule: messenger RNA, 972 nt
Organism: Ogataea haglerorum
Lineage: Eukaryota; Fungi; Ascomycota; Pichiomycetes; Pichiales; Pichiaceae
Exons: 1
Coding region: 1-972 (323 amino acids)
Source: RefSeq, a predicted model, not a curated record
AUGAUUGCCUUUUCCACCUUCCUCGAGAUCCACGUGCUGCGAAACUGGUUUGACGAAUCGGACCCGACUGAGGCAUUCCAACAGAAAUUGCGGUUCUUUAUGGUCACGCUUUGCGCAAGCAGUGUCUUCGCAUUCCUCGGUUGCAAGAUCACCGACCGAACGGAAAAGAACGAGCACGAAAUAGAGCAUUUCAGCAGCUUCAACGCGUCUCCCUUACUUUCAGGAGGCAGCGCGGUCCUGGGCUCGAGCUCUCCAAAGGCCGCCAUUCCUACAGACGACCUCGAGUACGUGCAACUCGCCGACCAGAUGUCUGCCUCCAGUGUCACGUAUCAACAGCAAAUCACCCGUUUCCUCACAGAUCCGCUGAUGUACCCUCUGAACGCGGCGUUUUUCAUGGCCGUCGGCGCGACAGAGUUCUUUCUGACGAACUUGAGCUCGAUCCUGUCCUCUCUGGGCCAGGACACGCUGGACUACGAUCUGCAGCUCUACUCCGUCACGUCGACGGUGAUCAGGUUCGUGAUUAUGGUGGCCACCGAUCACGUCUGUGCAACAUACCGCAUCUCUCGUCUCAGCAUCCUCGCAGGUUUGAUAGUUAUGUGCGGACUCGGCCAUGUGUACCUGUCCAGCUGGCCCAUCCCCGGACUGCACGUCAACGUCGUUGUGAUGCUGAACGCCCUUCUCAAUUCGGGUAUAUACACGCUUUUCCCGGCAGUGCUGGCGGCAGUCUACGGGUUCGAGGUUCUGGGGACCACGUACGGGAUUUUUUCGUGCUGCUCCAUCAUCGGUAACAUGCUGCUCAACCUGGUCUACGGCGCGGACUAUACGCGGAACUGUGUGGAUUCUGCAAACAACAACCUUGUCAUCUGCUCCACAUACACGUUCCUGCUGAGCGGCGUGGCGCUAACUGUUCUAGGAUCGCUGAUCUACAGCUUGAAAAAUAGAUAUCUUGCAAGGGCGGACGAAGAUUUCUAG